GGUAUCUUCAGGCCUCGAAACGAUACACGUGUCUGAAGAUGUGCUAGGCAGCAGAUUGUUUCAGUUCGUUCACAUUUCUCUUGAGGUAUCCAUACCCAAAUCAUAACACUUCUGUCCCUGCUGCGAAGUUGGACUAUUACGACGCCAGCUGUAGCUCGGAAUGACGAAACUCGACGAAUACAAGAACCAGUAUGAGAACUUCCGGUUCGAACGGACGGACGACGGCAUUCUCACAAUCACUCUCCACAGCAAUGGCAGCGACCUGAUUUGGGGAAUGAAACCCGACGCCGCACUCGGAAAGGUCUACGUCGACAUCGCGAACGAUACAGAGAACAAAGUGAUCAUCCUCACGGGAGCCGGCGACACUUUCAUCCAUUACGAAGACCUCGGAUCAGAAGCAACGAUCCCGACCGACGUUUGGGGCUCUUACGUGCUACCAUUUGCGCUGGGGUUAAUCCAUAAUCAGCUGGAGAUCGAUAUCCCCAUGAUCGCCGCCGUUAAUGGGCCGGCCACGGUUCACGCAGAACAAGCCCUGCUCUGCGACAUUGUCCUAGCUUCCGACACGGCUGCGUUUGGAGACCAGCCACACUUUCCGAACGGCCUGGUGCCGGGAGAUGGCGUGCAAGUGAUCUGGCCGAUGCUGAUCGGCAUGAAUCGAGCCAGAUAUCUGAUGUACACAGGUCAGAUUCUGGACGCCCGUGAGGCCAAAAAUCUGGGUCUGGUGAGCGAGGUUCUCUCCAGGGAUGCUUUGCUUCCUCGAGCUCACGAAAUCGCUCGCCAACUGCUUCAAACUCCAGAGCUGACCCGCCGGCUUAGCCGUCGAGCGUUUAAUGCUGUCAUCAAACAGCAGCUGGCGAAUACACUGCCGUAUGGACUCGCCUUGGAAGGCCUCGGGGCGGCGCAUUAUUGGCCCCGCACCUUCAAGGAUGCCAAACUGCCCCCGAGUGCACAGCUGCCCCCGCGGGAACAGUAG
This is a messenger RNA of Exophiala viscosa, 973 nucleotides long. Its product is annotated as enoyl-CoA hydratase/isomerase. Lineage: Eukaryota; Fungi; Ascomycota; Eurotiomycetes; Chaetothyriales; Herpotrichiellaceae. The transcript has a single exon. The record is from RefSeq and is a predicted model, not a curated record. Bases 161 to 973 code for a protein of 270 amino acids.